AUGGCCGCUCUAACGUCCUUCUCGAAUUUGGAUCGCAAUGCCGAAAAUCUCUGGAACGAUAUGCUCGUUUACCUUAUCACGCAGAAACUCGAUCCGAUCACGCGUAAAGCUUGGAAUUUACAGGAAAGCGGUCGCGACGAUCCGCCUCCGUUCGACGCUUUUAAACGCUUUCUCGAACAUCGCAUUCGCGCAUUGGAAAACAACGCAAUCGUCGCCCCCGUGAAGCCCGGUUUGAAAACCGCUACCUCAGAUCGCGUUCACGCUGCCACCGCGUCAGCGAACGUGCCGCCAAAGUGCCCGCUAUGCGACACGCCCCAUUUUCUUAAUUCCUGCGUUAAGUUUAGGGAAAAGAAUCCGAAUCAACGUCGAGAAAUGGUGAAGCAACAAAAACGUUGUUUUAAUUGUUUGAGCGAAAAGCAUACAGUUCUGUCAUGCAAAAGUAAAUUCUCGUGUCGAGUUUGCAAGAAAAGGCAUCAUUCGCUGCUACAUAUCGAUUCGGAUUCUUCUUCCAUCGCUCCGGAAGCGGCGUCACCUAGUUGCUCGUCGUCUGUCGCUCCGGCUGAAAAACUCGAAGUGAAUUCUCUUAUCGCUUCGAUCGCGCUGCGACGUCGAUCGCACGUACUCCUCGCGACCGCGUGGGUAACGGUGCGGACGUCGUCAGGCCGCACCGCCGUCGUUCGAGCCCUGCUCGAUCAAGGCUCCGAAAUGACUUUUAUUUCCGAGUCAUUAGCGCAAAUCCUGCGAGCAAAACGCCGUCGCAUGCCCAUCUCCGUCACCGCCGUCGGUGGUAUACACGCCGGCACCUUUAAACAUGCGACACAGAUCUUUAUUUCCCCGUGUAACGCUUCUACUCCGGCAUUUUCAACUGACGCGCUCAUUCUCGGCUCGUUAACCACUUACAUUCCAAAGCGCGGUGUAGACAUUUCGGCGUUCACGCACCUUUCGGAUUUAUCGUGGGUCGACCCGGAUCCGACAAGUCUCGAUCCCAUUAGUAUUAUCAUUGGGGCUGAUCUAUACAGUACUUUACUUCUUGGCGGCGUCCGCAAGGGAGACGUCGGCCAGCCGAUCGCCCAAAACUCCGUUCUUGGAUGGAUUAUUUCCGGACCUAUUGAUUUUCCCGUGGUAAGAUUCCCGUCGCAUUCAUCCGUACAGAGCUCUCACGCCAGUAUUUCAACGCACCAAAUUUCGUGUUCUACUCUCGAGGAUGAGCUUCGUCGUUUUUGGGAAGUCGAGGAACUUCCACGACAAUCUAUUCUCUCGCCGCAAGAGAGGCAAUGCGAAACGCAUUUUCGCGAGACUCAUUCUUGCGAUUCCGACGGGCGAUAUGUCGCCUUCCUUUUAAAUCACCUCCCCUUCUCGAUAUCGGAACGUCGCGUCCUCAAGCCGAGCGCAUGUUAA
Messenger RNA from Monomorium pharaonis (pharaoh ant), 1398 nucleotides. RefSeq lists its product as uncharacterized. The record is from RefSeq and is a predicted model, not a curated record. The transcript has a single exon. NCBI's taxonomy places the organism in Eukaryota, Metazoa, Arthropoda, Insecta, Hymenoptera, Formicidae. The coding region runs from base 1 to 1398 and encodes 465 amino acids.